Molecule: messenger RNA, 1989 nt
Organism: Brassica napus (rape)
Lineage: Eukaryota; Viridiplantae; Streptophyta; Magnoliopsida; Brassicales; Brassicaceae
Exons: 3
Coding region: 1-1989 (662 amino acids)
Source: RefSeq, a predicted model, not a curated record
AUGGUAGAACGCCUACCAGGAGUAGCUCCCGCAAUCCAAAGGAGCAACCCUGAUUCCUACGCGGAUACCCCUUUUGCGGAAGAGAUUGCCUCGGUUGAGAUGCCUAGAAAGUUCUCCUUCCCCAGCAUCAAGAUGUAUGACGGUACUGGCGACCCCGACGAUCACAUCGCGCAGUACAAGCAAAGGAUGUUGGCGGUUGCACUCCCUAAGGAGUCCCGCGAAGCCACGAUGUGCAAAGGGUUCGGUUCCACUCUGAUCGGACCUGCCUUGCAAUGGUACAUCAAUCUCCCAACCAGCUCCAUAUUUUCCUUCGCAGUCCUGUGCGAUAAAUUCGGGGAGCAAUUCACAAGCAGUAGGAGCCUGGAGAAGACUUCAGAUGGUCUCUACGAGAUCCUCCAGCAUCGAGUGGAACCCCUGCGAGACUACAUAGCCCGCUUCAACCAGGAGAAAGUGGCGGUCCCCGAAUGCAGCAUCCCUACUGCUAUCUCUGCCUUCAAGAGAUGCCUACUUCCAGAUUGGGGGCUAUACAAAGAGCUGACCAUGUAUCCUUGCAAGACCAUGGAAGAUGUGUUGUCCCGAGCCUGGGCGCAGGUGAAGUGGGAGGAAGAUGUUGCUAGCCGCGCCAAGGCUCAGCCAAAGCAGGACCAAAGGUCAGCCCGAUCAGAUCGAGGAGACCGAGAUGAAAGAUCCUCCCAAAGGAGAUCCAAGGACUCUGGUAGUAGAGACAGGGGCAGGUUCCAGUACCGGCCGCAAGAGAAGGAAGAAGGGAUGUCGGUAUCUACCUGGCCCGAAAUCUCCCAUCUCUCAAUAUCAACACCAGAGCUAGUCAACGCACUGAGACAGAUGGGCCAACAGGGGCAUCUCCGAGAAUUCCUCUUAGAGAAAGCCAAGGCCCACCUCAGCAAAGAGACAGCAGGGAAAUCCAAAGUAGCUGCACCAGCCUCACUACCUCGCCAAGAUCAGGUGAUCCAUGUCAUAUCCGGAGGCUCAGAAGUAAGCGGAGUAAGCAACACAGCCGCAAAGAAAAGCACCCGUAACGCUAAGCAUGGUUUGGGAACGACCCAACUGAAGCGCCUACUUCUAGGCACCGACGAGAUAAGCUUCACAGCUAAGGAGCAAGAGAAGAUCCUGGCUCCCCACCAUGAUGCUCUAGUUAUCUCUCUCACCGUAGCAAACUGCUUGGUGAAAAGAAUACUAGUAGACAAUGGCAGCUCCAGUAAAAUCAUCUUCCAGACGGCGUACCAAGAUCUAGGGCUGGAGGAGAGCACCCUGACGCGUAAGGUAACCCCACUCAUCGGGUUCAGCGGCGAGGUGAAGCAAACCGCCGGAGAGGUUAUCCUCCCAGUAUACGUUGAAGGGGUCAACAUGUCUACCAAAUUCCUGGUCGUAGAUUGCCAAUCGGCAUAUAACAUGAUCUUGGGACGACCCUGGAUUCAUGACAUGGGAGCAGUCCCUUCAACCCUUCAUGAGAUGGUGAAGUUCCCUACACCCUGGGGCAUCAGAAUAAUUAGGGGAGACCAGGAGAAUUCUCGAUCCUGCUACCAGACCACCCUGAAGGGGAAGACCAAGGACCUUCGUCCCCCGCCUCACAUAAACAAAAUCACCGAGAACUUUAUCAGAUAUCAGCCAGUGGUCUCGCGGAUAAACAAGUGGGGCACGAGUACUCCAAGGAGACCUCCUCAGAGGGUACAUCGGGCGGAUCUGGAGCAAAGGGCGCGUCGCAGACACAGGAUCGAGACACUUAGCCAGGCAGGAGACCUCCGAACCUGGUCGCUCCAGUGGAUGAAUGUGACUACACGUUUCAUGGAAGUGCUGAAAACCUUCAUCAACAGGAGACAGUGGUCCCCGAACACUAAGGGCCGGGGCAUGAAACGAGGCUCGACCGCGGUUCCUAGACGCAAGAAAGAGGCAGAACCCUGCAGAAGAAGGAGGAACCCUCUAGCAAGGACGCUCGUCCCAAAAGCAAGUCAAACGCUGCAGAUCACCUAG